AUGCAUCAAGCGAACAAAGCGGAGGGGAAACAACCAUCUGUCGCACAGCUAGAUUUUCCGGAUAGCGCAUCAGACGACCACAUCAGCGUAGAGGAGGGAAAUGUCUGGGACACGGACAUAAACAUUGCAGACGAUGACCUCCUUGUGUUAGGCGAUGGUGCACAGGGAGGUGGAGAGGAAGCGGAACCACCCGAUGGGACCAAUUCAGGGGAUGCGCUUAUGGAGGACACCUCCAGGGUGGAACAGAGUGACGAAGCACAGGAUGGACACAUGCUUGAAGAAGCGGCCACCGUGACGCAGCUACAGAAAGAGUGUGACAUUUUAAAAAAAAAAUUAGAGCAGUAUGAGAGAAGGAACGAAGAACAAGAAGCAGCGCAAAACGAAUUGAUGGAACAACUAAAGACAUAUGAAAGGAAUUCGAAUCAAAUGAAUGAAGAAAAUUAUGAACAAGUUAAAACGAAUUUUAAUAAAAUUAGCAUCCAAUGCGAUGAGUAUGAAAAGAAGUUGCAGGAGGUGUACCUUCAGAUGGAACAAGGUAAAAAUUUGAUGAAACAGAAGGAAGAAGAAAUGAAGGAAAAUAUGACCAAGGCAGAAGAAGAGCUGCUGAGGAAAGAUCGGAUCAUAGGGGACAUGCAAAACGUAAUUGAAAACUACCAAAGAGGAAUAAACGACUCGGAGAAUAACCUUAAGGAGAUUGAAGACGCAAGAAUAAAUGAUCAACUCAUGUAUAAAAAAGCAGUAGACAAUUUAGAAGAAAAAAUUUCUUACCUGGAAAAACAAGUAAAUAACAAACAGGAGGAAAUUUUUGAGUUGAAAAACAGAAAUAAAGAAUUGAAUGAUGAAUGCACAUAUUUGAAAAUGAAGGAAGAAAAAAAUGAACAAAAUAUUUUCAACUUAAAAUCAAAUUUGCAAAUGAAUGAAAAAGAAAGUUUUGUCAAAUAUGAAAUGAUUCAAGAACAGAAUAAUAAAAUUGAACAGCUGAUCAUGGAAAAUAAAAAAAGCUCGAAAGAUAUAGAAGUUCUGAAGAGUGAAAAAGGAAAAGUUGAAAAUGAAAAUGAAAUUUUAAAAAAAGAUUUACUGUACUUACAGGAGAAAUUAAAAAGUAUUGAAAAACACAGCUAUGAUAUUUACGAAAUGAAAAAUUAUGUGGAGACGGUUAUUGAGCAAAAUAAGAAUUUAAUGGAACAGUUGGAGUGUGAGAAAAACCAGAAGGAAGAACUGAAAGGGAAAAUAAAAGUUUUUCUUACUGAAAUGAAUAACUCUGCAAUAUGUCUUCAAUCGUAUAAAAUGAAAUGUUCUUUCUUUGUUGAUAUUCUUAGAAAGUGUGAAGCGAAAAUGGGUAUGCUUCAGAUGAAGAUGAAAAGUUACGAGUCUGUGAGGAGUGGCCAUGCCAGGUGGAUGGUGCACCCUGCAUUGGGCGUAGGGGUAGGGGUAGGGGAGGUAGGAAGUGAUCAUCCGUUAGACAGCAUCAAACAAACCAUCCUCCUCAGAGAGGAACUACAAAUGGAGAUAAGAAAAGGAGAACAAGUCGCAGAAAAAAUGCUCAAGCUACAAAACAUGGUCAAGGAAAAAAAUUUACUCAUAAAUGAAAAGAAUUACAAACUCAACAAAUAUAAGCUUCUUAACAAUAAUCUGAAAAAUGCCAUCAUGGGGUACCAAUCUAGCAUGAAGGCAAUGAAGGAAAAUAUACAUAACUUAGAAAAACAAAUCGCAGUCAAGGAAGUGAAAAGUAUAAUGGUACCACCAAAGGUCACUGUGCAUGUUUCCAAGCUAGCCUCAUUUGAAAAUAAUUUAAAAAAUGAACUCAAGGGACUUAUUGGAAAUUCUUCUACCUUUUUAGAAAGCACCUUUAAGUAUAUAAAUGAAAACCCUAUUAAAAAGAACCUCCAGAAUAAAGCCUUCUUUUCCUCCACAACGGAGAAGAAAAGUGACGACGGGGAAGUGAAGGGGGGGAGCAUUGUUAAGGAGACCCCCGCAAGUAGUGUGGUGUCCAACGCUGAAGGGACAAUACCCAAUUUGGCUAGUACCAGUAUGGGCACCGCCAGCCCAGGAGAUGGUAGCCUCGCGGAUGUCACCGGGUUUGCCAAAAAUUUUAUUUACACGAAUAUGAAUCGAAUCCCCAAUUUCAUCCCUGAGCAGAACGGUAAAAAUGGGUCAGGGCAGUUUGGUGCGGCAGCGAGAAGCGAGUCUCCCCAGCUGAGCGGAGACGAUAUUGCGUGGAAGGAUGAUGGAGCAUGGGUAGAGGGAACGCACGUAGAGUCGAACCAGGUGGAACACUCCAAGUCAGAUGCAAAGCCGGACGCAAACAACAAAUACAUCGACCUGUUCAUGGGGAAAAAGAACCUGAACAAGGUCAGCAGCACAAGUGAUAUUUUGAACGUGCAAAACGUUUCGCAAUUUUAUGCAAACACGGAAAAUAAAAUUAAAGACUUAUUCGUCCUGAAUAAAAAAAAGGAGUCUCCGAAAAUAAAAGAAAAGGAGGAAGACCCGAAAAGUUCCCAUUCGAAUGAAAAUGCAUUUUUCCCCAUGCACAUCUUCGGUGGCAGCAAAUUGAAAGAAGGAUUUCCAACUCCUCCAGGGGAUGUAAAAAACGAGGAUGAAUUAGGUGGUGCGCCCACAUUAAUGGAGAACUCAAGUAAGUACGACCUUGCUGGGAGCAAAAAGAAGUCCCUGCAUAGUUUGUAUUAUGAUAACAACCCAGCACCAGAGGGGAAUAAUACAAAAGAGGAGACAAAAGAAACGGACAAUCAUCAGCAAAAGUUGCAGCCCAUUUCGUCUGACGAAGACGCACAAAUAAACGACGAUGUGUGGAAUGAGAAAAUCGAUUUGGACAACUUCGAAGUGGACGAGUUGUAA
This is a messenger RNA of Plasmodium fragile, 2856 nucleotides long. RefSeq lists its product as uncharacterized. Bases 1 to 2856 code for a protein of 951 amino acids. The transcript is spliced from 2 exons. The record is from RefSeq and is a predicted model, not a curated record. NCBI's taxonomy places the organism in Eukaryota, Apicomplexa, Aconoidasida, Haemosporida, Plasmodiidae.